This is a messenger RNA of Psylliodes chrysocephalus, 1917 nucleotides long. NCBI's taxonomy places the organism in Eukaryota, Metazoa, Arthropoda, Insecta, Coleoptera, Chrysomelidae. The record is from the annotation of a GenBank genome assembly.
AAAAAAAGUGCUUUAAGGUUAAGUAUUGGGGGGGGGGGGGGUAGGGGCCAAUACGCAAUUCUAAUUUAUAAUUUUUUACGCUUAUUGAGAGUACUUUAAUACUUGGAUGCAGAAUUAUGUACUAUUACCAGAUUAAAAUAAAAAGGUUAUAUCAUUUCCUAAAAACUAUUUUAUAUUAUAUAAAAAAAAGUGUUAACAAAUCAUAAUGUUACAAUAAUUUGAUUUGUUCAUUCAGUCGAAAGCACCAACCUAUACCACAACGUAAACUGUUGAAAUUCGUUAUGAUCGAGAUGAAAAAACAAAAUAGUUCUCCUGAACUACAAGAAGUUAAAUAUUUCCCUACCAAAGGAGGAGAAUUUCAGCCUCAAAUUGCUGACAAGAAACCUGACACCUUAUUUCUGUAUUUUACAAUAAUAUCCGCCAAUUUAGUUGUUAUGGGUGGCUCUUCAUCGCUUGCAUGGACAUCACCAGUAAUACCAAAAUUGCAAUCAAAUGAUACAAAUAUUAAUCCACUUGCAGAACCAGCGACCACACUUCAAAUAUCUAUGAUGAUGGGUUUACCGGCUUUGGUAAGCCUUUCUGGAACCCUUCUAGUUCCGUUGAUGUCAGAUAUUUUCGGCAGGAAAAAUAUGCUACAAUUGUUUGCUAUGUUUAUGGUUUUAUGCGAUAUUGUCAUCGCUUUCAGCAAUCGUAUAAUUUAUAUAAUAAUUGGAAGAUGUAUUUUAAUGUCGCUUUAUAACGGUAGUUGUGCUAUUUUAAUUAUUUUUAUCAUGGAAAUGUGCGAAAAUCAUAACAGAGGAAAAUUCGGAUGUUUUAUAUUUUUGUUUCCUCCAAUAGGAAGCCUAUAUAGUUAUUUUUUCGGUUCAGUGUUCAGUGUUAGGACCUUCACAUUAGUCACAGGUAUACCUUUAAUUAUUUUGGUUGUAUUCUUAUUUUUUACCGUUGAGACUCCUGUAUAUUUAUUAUCUAAAGGACGAUUUGAAGACUGUUUACAAGCCCUACGAAAACUUAGAUCUAACAAAAAUCGCAAAGAAAUACAAUUGGAUUUUGACGAAAUAGAAUUCAGUUUAAAACAAAGGCACUCCGUUAAAAAUGCUACGGUUUGGUCACUGUUUAAAACAAGACAGUCUCGAGUGGGGUUAGGGUUGGCAUUAAUCCCUUCAAUAGUACAUGUAGGUAUUGGAACACCGAUAAUGCUGGCUUUUUUAGGGCCCAUAUUUAAUAUUGCUGAUAUUGGCUUAUCGGGAGACCUGGUGGCCAUUAUUAUAGGUAUAAUAAACAUUUGCAGUGUAUUUUGUACUACAAUGGUUGUUGAGAAAUUUGGUAGAAGAACUCUUUUGUUCUUUUCUACAUUAGGGUGUUCAUUAUCGCAAUUAUUUAUCGGUUUGUUUUUUUACUUUAAAUAUAUCAACUCGCCAAUUAUACCAUCUAUCAAGCUGCUACCCGUUAUAUCAGUUAUUGCUUAUUUUGUUUUUUAUUCUACCGGGCUGGGUCCUCUUCCACAUACAAUAACCAGCGAACUCUUUACGUCAGAGUUUAGAUCUAUAGCUGUGUCGAUUUUAAUAACCGUGAUGGGAGUCGUUUUUUUCUUCGUGACCUCUGGAUUUCCUCUUUUGAUCGAAUAUGUUGGAAUUCAUUGGAACUUCUGGUUUUUUAGCUCAUUUGGUUUCGUUGGAACUGUCAUCUUAUAUGUCUUGCUACCGGAAACAAGAGGUAAAAGUAUUAUGGAAAUUCAAGAAAAAUUAAAAAGUUAUAAAAUUUUUAAGCCACGUAAUACAAAUCAAAGGCAUUAUAAAUAAAAAAGUAAGAUGUUAAUUCAAAAUAAUAAAUUAUUACGUUCACAAAGUAUGCAUACUUGUCUGUAUGGCUGCAAACUUUUUAAAAAUACGGUUUUUUGCAAUUGUUUUGAAUAUUGUA